Astyanax mexicanus (Mexican tetra) is the source of this 6528-nucleotide messenger RNA. Its product is annotated as adhesion G protein-coupled receptor A3. The transcript has 19 exons. The record is from RefSeq and is a predicted model, not a curated record. Bases 624 to 4655 code for a protein of 1343 amino acids. Gene Ontology annotation, biological process: G protein-coupled receptor signaling pathway; cell surface receptor signaling pathway. Gene Ontology annotation, molecular function: protein binding; G protein-coupled receptor activity. Gene Ontology annotation, cellular component: postsynaptic density; plasma membrane; glutamatergic synapse. Lineage: Eukaryota; Metazoa; Chordata; Actinopteri; Characiformes; Acestrorhamphidae.
GAAACGUCGUGUCUGUACUUUGCUUUCGGUGUGGGCGGGGCUUCAGCGCUCCACGCUGCUGACAGAGCGCGCGGCGGCUCUAGUCACCAGGACAACCUGUUGACAGCCGUUAAAAAGAUAAGGAAACACUGCGUAGUUCAUUUUUUUGUUGACUUAUUUUUUAUUUUCUUACGUUUUCGGGACUUUUAAGUGCUUUUUAUGGAAAUGUAGCUUGAAAGUUUUGAGUAAACUGGGAGUGUGAAGUUUUGUGGUUGGGUUUGAGGAGCAGCGUCUGGAGAUCACCGUUUAAGAGAGAGAGGAGCUGGAUAACUAAGUUAAGUUAGCGAAACUUCACCACAGUAUGAGAAUAACUUCAGAACUGAAGGAUGAAGGACUUUGGGCUGGAUGUUGUGGAUGAAACAUGAGUUCCUCCACUGUUCUGGCUUGUUUCUGUGCUGUGUCUGGAGAUGCAGAAGCUCUGGAGGCAGGUGCCGUCCGUGCAGCACCCUGAAGCGACCGCCUAACGGAGAAAUAACCGGCUCUAAACGCGUGAAAUGCUCACGUACAGUGUUGUUUACCAAGGCUGGGAAGAUAUAACUUAAUAACACCGCGAAUAACCGCCUGUUCUCCCUCUUUCUCCCACUAUGGGAGUGCUCACCGUGUUCCUGCUGGUUGUCGGUCUGUGGAGAAGCUCUGUGUCCAGCAGGAACUGCCCGGACCUCUUCGUGGACAGCUGCCACUGCUCGGCCGAGCGCUCUAAGGAGCUGAGCCGGCUGCGGGUCCGGGUGAGGGUGGUGUGUGAAGACGCGGAGCUGCUGGACACGCUGCAGCCCGCACUGCUGCCCAACACCACGGUCACACUGGUCCUCAGUGAUAACAAAAUAUCUGUGGUAAAAAACGCCUCGUUCUUCGGGUUACGUGCUUUGGAGAGACUGGAUUUGAGGAGUAAUUUGAUUAGUACAGUGGAGCCUGGAGCAUUCCGUGGACUUGCUAUGCUGAAGAGACUGGAUCUGUCUGACAACCGGAUUGGCUGCCUGUCUCCUGAGAUGUUUCUUGACCUUGGCAAUCUCUCUAAGCUAAAUUUAUCUGGAAAUAUUUUCUCCACGCUGCCUGAGGGGCUGUUCAUGCACUUGACUUCUCUCAAAGUUCUGCACUUCAGCACCGAUUACUUGUUUUGUGACUGCCAGCUGGAGUGGUUGUGGCUGUGGGCCAGAGCCAGAUCCGUACGAGUGGGGAACGACACAGCGUGUGUGUAUCCCACACUCCUCCAUGGCCUUGCAUUCCGCAGUCUCCAAAAACACCAGCUCAUCUGUGAGGCUCCACUGGAGUUGCCUCUGCUGCAGCUGAUCCCAUCACAGAGACAGUUGGUGUUUCGAGGAGAUCGACUGCCCCUGCAGUGCACCGUCUCCUACCUGGAUCCCUCUGUCACACUCACCUGGAGCCAUGAGCAGCAGCCUGUGCACACACAGGAGGAGAGAGGGCUGUAUGUGGAGAAAAGCAUCAUUCAUGACUGUUGUCUUAUCACCAGUGAACUAAUCCUCUCCAACGUGGAUGCUGAUGUUUCCGGUAAUUGGCAGUGCCAUGUGACCAGUUCCCGUGGCAACAGCUCCAUUGGCAUGGAGAUUGUUGUCCUGGAGACAUCUGCAGUGUACUGUUCAGCAGAGAGGGUGACCAGCAACAAAGGUGACUUCAGGUGGCCUAAGACACUGGCUGGCUUCAUGGCCUUCCUUCCCUGUGCAACGCCAGCAUAUAGCUCCAGCUCUCAUGAGAAAAGGGCAUGGCGCCGGUGUGACAAGCAGGGCCGGUGGGCAGAGGAAGACUACAAUCAGUGCCCGUAUGCCAGCAAGUUCACCCGCGUGCUCCAUGAACUUACACAGAUGCCAGUGAACACCUCUAAUGCUCUGGUUCUGGCUCAGCAGCUCUCCUCCUUCACCAGCAGUGCAGCGAUGUUUGGAGACAUGAUGGAUGUCAUCUUUGUCACACACCUGGUAGAGAGGCUCACACGCCUGGUUGAUCGCAUCCGAGAAUUGGGGGACUGUGUGUCAGACAUUGCCAGCAACAUGAUGCAAGUGGAGGAGCACAUCCUGUGGAUGGCUCAGAAUGAAGCUCGAGCAUGUACUCGCAUUGUGCAGUGUGUGGAGCGCAUCGCUGAUCUCAUAUUUAACACACACAGCCAGAACAUCUCAAAGGUCACUCAUAACAUAGCCCUUGAAGCUUUCAUGGUCAGACCCUCCAGUGUAAUGGGUUUGUUGUGCACGGUGGUGCAGCGGACGUCUCUGGCGCCCCCUUUAACUGUCAGUGGUCAAGGCAGGGCUAAUAAGGUUGCUGGGGCUCCAGGAUUACUGGGAAACACUUUCCUCAACUUCAGAUGUCACACGGCUAAUGUCACAGUUUCACCCACAGGCCAGCUCAGUCAGGACGCAGUGGCCGUCGCGUCCAUCCACCUGCCGCUGACCGCCCCGCGCACUGCUGCUGCUGCCGCUGCGCACAACUCCACCUGCAGGCUGCAGCUCAUCGUCUUCCGCAAUGGCAAACUCUUUCCGUGCACGGGCGACUCGUCGAAGCUCGCGGACGACGGCAAGCGCAGGAGCGUCGCCACACCAGUUGCUUUCAUCAAAUUAGAUGGCUGCAGCUCGAGGAGCGCCGUCCAGCCCGUGACCAUCGCCCUCCGGCACUGGGCACUGGGUGCUGACCCCACCGCUGCCUACUGGGACUUCGACCUGCUGGACGGUCACGGGGGCUGGAGGGCAGAGGGCUGCCACAUAACAGCCACUGCAGGCAACACUACCACCAUCUACUGCACCCACCACAACAACUUUGCCGUGCUCAUGGAUCUGAAGAAGGUGCUGUCGUUCCCUCCAUACCCGGGGGAGUUCCUGCACCCGGUUGUGUAUGCGUGCACUGCUGUUAUGCUGCUCUGCCUCUUUGCUUCCAUCAUCACAUACAUAGUGCAUCACAGUGCAAUCAGGAUCAGCCGAAAGGGAUGGCACAUGCUUCUGAACUUCUGUUUCCAUACGGCCCUCACAUUCGCUGUUUUCGCCGGAGGCAUCAACCGCAUCAAAUACCCCAUCUUCUGCCAGGCUGUUGGCAUAGUGCUUCAUUACUCAUCUCUGUCCACUAUGCUAUGGCUGGGAUUCACAGCACGCAACAUCUACAAGCAGGUGACCAAGAAACCCCCCCAACCUCAGGACGGAGACACACCUCCCCACCCAUCCAGAUCUCCCAUGCUAAGGUUUUAUCUAGUCGGUGGUGGGAUUCCCUUCAUUAUCUGUGGCAUUACUGCUGCAAUCAACAUCGAAAAUUACGGCAGUGGAGAGCAAACCCCAUAUUGUUGGAUGGCGUGGGAGCCCAGUUUGGGAGCCUUCUACGGCCCUGUGGCCUUCAUCGUCCUCGUCACGUGCAUCUACUUCCUGUGCACCUUCAUUCAGCUGCGCCGACACCCGGAGAGAAAAUACGAGUUAAAGGCAGUUUCCGAGGAGCAGCAGAGGCUGUCCACGGCAGACGUGGCACACUGUCACCACCAAGGGGAGCCUGGCGUCUCAGGAGGUGAUGGAGGCGGCUGCCACGGGGGCUGCCCAGGGUUAAUUAACCCAUCUUUACUGGCCAACGAGCACUCUUUCAAGGCUCAGCUACGAACGGCCGCCUUCACACUAUUCCUGUUCCUGGCCACGUGGACGUUUGGUGCUCUGGCAGUGUCGCAAGGUCACUUCCUGGAUAUGAUCUUUAGCUGCCUAUAUGGCGCCUUCUCAGUGACACUUGGCCUCUUUGUGCUUAUCCACCACUGCGCCAAGCGAGAUGAUGUCUGGCACUGCUGGUGCACCUGUUGCCCUGGUAGGCACGCCAGUGGCUGCCAGGGUCACACACAUGCUCACACGCGCCCUAAAGUCAACGUAAAUGGGGACACGCACGGGCAUAGCCAUGCCCACAGCCACGCACACUGCCACCUGGACUCCCCAUGCCCUGGUAAAUCGAUCCUUAGCCACUCACACUCGCAUGGCCUCUGCAAGCUGAGUGGAAUGAAUCCACAAAAUCAUGUGACCUGCCUGACCCCGGUGACCCCGUGCUGCGCUGCCCUGCACACACAGCAGCUUCUAGAGGAGGAACGUGCCACGCCUCACCUUCUGCUCCACGCUGACCCUGAGGGCUACCGGCCCGCACUGCACGUGCACCGCUGCCCCAAGAGCAGCAGGACUAAGGGGCGUCCAGCAGGGCGACACCGGGACGGUGCAGAGCUUACCUUUCAUAUCCCGGCCAGCGUGGACGGGGGCAGCGUGCACAGCUCGCACACUGACAGUCCACACAGCACCUGUGAGCGCCAGGGCCACCUCUGCCACCAUGCCUACACCCACCAUGAGGCCCCCCUAUGCCACGCCACCCCCCUGUGCCACCGGCACGUGUGCUGCACCAAGGCGGAGCUUUUUCCCCCGCCCCUGUGCCAAGCGGAGAGCGCAGAAGCUGGAAGCUUCCUGUGUGGCUGCGGGAAAAUUGCGGAGGACGACCCGGCGACAACCCAUCACAGCCACAUAGAGCUCCACCCUCGCAGACAGUCGUUCCCACAGACCUUGCCCAGCCAGAAUGGGCUUCUGAAAGGAAGCGUGCAUGAAGGGCUGCUGUACCCUUCUGACAGCACAGGGAAUAUACGCACAGGACCCUGGAGAAAUGAAACUACUGUGUAGUUCAAGGGCUUGCAUCAGUCUAACCACUCACCUCUAGGAUUUAAAGAUCGAAUCGGAUAUUAAAUAGAAAUUCAUGAGAUUAAUUUGGUUUCAGAUUUGGUCUAAUAAUAUUGCAAUCAUUUCAUUCAUUAUUUCAUUGUUUUUUGCCCCUUUUAUUGCUCAUUGAACAUCAAAUUCACACUAUCAAGACGGAUACAAGUCCACAUGGAUCUCACACUGAGAUAAAAACAAAAGAACAAAAGGUUGUUUUCUGCAAAUUUUGGGUUUCAUCCUGUCUCUCUAAUUUACGAUUUUGAUAACAACCACAGAGGUAAUGGUAUUACAAUAUUACUGCAAGAAACAAAUCAAGUCAUCGAAGUGAGCAUGUGUUUGAGUGUGCCUGUGUGUAAGCUGGUGUGUGUAUGCUUGAAUGUAAUGUAUGGAUGUUUUGCAAUGUCUUAAAUUCAAAUGCGACUGGAUGUUGGUAAAAAGAUUAAUGUGUAACAUGAGAUGCUAGAUGAUGCUCUAAGCUUAUGUUACUGAAUAACGUUAACGACAGUCCCAAAGCACCCAGAUCAUUAAAAACAAACAUACUUAGAAUAAAUCUCGAGUGUCCAUGUGCAAAAGGAGAUCACCAGCAAUUUUAACCCAUCUGUGUCCAUGAUUUAACACCCAUGCUUACUAUAUACUGUGAACAACAGCUGAAUCUUAGUAAUAUACAAAACAAACCUUAAAAAAAAAAAAAAAAAAAAAAAAACUGCUUCUAUCCGUUCUGUUCUGCCUCUCUGGGUGUGCAAGCUAAAAAGAAAACAGAGAUCCUGUCUGGUUGUUUUACUGCAGAUGAUGUGUUAAUUAUGCUGUUUCUGUGGUGAAUCACUGUCCUGUCAUCAUGGAGACUUUUGUUCAACCGUCCUAUUGUGCUAACCUCCGGUGCUAGAAGGACAAUUAACAUUAUUACAUAAUCGUAGUCCAUCAGUCAUCAGCCAGCUGUAGCAGGCAGACCAAGCUAGUCACCACUGAGAAGGUAAACCCAAUACAAACGCAAUCACACACGCGAUGUGACCUAUUCACUUGGAUAUGAUAUGGCUUUUAAUUUUUUUAUCACUGUAUUAAUGAAAAUUUUACCCUUUUUAGCAGAUUUAUUUAUUUGUUUGUUUGUUUGUGUGUGUGUAUUUCGGCCAUUUAAGACUGCCAUGCAGUGCUUGGGUUCUGUCUGUAUGUGACUCUACAUGCCAUGUGUGCUCUAUUUGUAUGACUGUAAUGCCAUGUCCUUUUCCUCCCACAUGAAAAAAGAAGUCAGAGAGGGAGUCAGAGACGAGUCAGAGAGAAGACACUGCUGCAAUUUCCCAGACCACACUGCUUUUAGUCUACAGUUUACAUUUUGGGGGCCUGCUGUCUAUCUUUUGUACAAUCUUUAUUUCUGUACUUAUUCAGUCAGACGUCACGACUGAAAAGCUACUACAUUCAUAAAGCAUAUAAGAAGUAGCUGGAGGAGGCAACAGAAAAAAAACAUAUAGUAUGAAAAGUCAAUGGAAGCGUUUUAGCCUAGAUUUUAUGGUCUUUUUUUUGCUGGCUGCAAAGAGUCCUGUGAUCAAGGAAUACAGAUUUUAACCUAUUUAUCAAACUUAUAUGAGUAUAAUGAAGAUAUAGUCAACAACAGACAUGUAUGCAAGUUGUGCACAAAGAUUUAUAAGAUCAACUUAUAUAUCCCUCUUUUUUGGUUAUUGCUCAGUAUCUGAGUUUAGAUUUUAUUGUAUUGUUUUUUUUUUUAUGCAUCUCUGUCACUGCAGGUGUCUGAUCAUUGGGAAUACACUGUGACAUUUGUUUCCAAUGGGGUGAUGGAAAAUGCAAAGAGUUUCAGCAGUCCUAGUAGGUUCCCCACCUUUGUUUUUUU